Molecule: messenger RNA, 774 nt
Organism: Ctenocephalides felis (cat flea)
Lineage: Eukaryota; Metazoa; Arthropoda; Insecta; Siphonaptera; Pulicidae
Product: UDP-glucuronosyltransferase-like
Exons: 5
Coding region: 1-774 (257 amino acids)
Molecular function (GO): UDP-glycosyltransferase activity
Source: RefSeq, a predicted model, not a curated record
AUGGCAUUGCACCCUUGCUUGUUCUUGGACAUCUCCAUCUUCUUCGAAUCAUCCAAAAAGGGUGCCAUUCUCCUAAGUCUUGGAACCAACGUCAAAAGCUCCACCAUAGGACCAGAACGUAUACAGAUCUUCAUCAAAACCAUGAGAAAGUUUCCUGAUUACCAUUUCUUGUGGAAGUUUGAAGAAGAUCCUUCCUCAUUGAACUUACCUAAAAAUGUUAUGGUCAAGAAAUGGAUUGAGCAGAAUAACAUCUUGGCACAUCCUAAGGUGAUUCUGUUUUUGACUCAUGGUGGUCUUUUGAGUUCCCAAGAAGCCACUUGGCAUGGUGUACCGAUGCUUGGAAUUCCUGUAGUUGGUGAUCAACAUUCUAAUGUCAAACGGUCUAUAGAUGCAGGCGUUGCCGAAUCUGUCAACAUUUACUCUUUAAACGAAGAUGAGUUAACAUCGAAGUUGAAGAAAAUGCUGGAAGACACAAGUUACCGCCACAAGAUGUCUCAACGUUCCUCCCGUUUCCGUGACCGUCCCUUACAUCCAUUAAAGGAAGCUCUCUGGUGGUGCGAAUACAUGCUCAGGCACAAGGGGGCUCCUCAUUUGAGGUCCCAAGCCCGUGCCUUGAGGGACCCCACAUUGUUCAUGUGGGAUUUGCUCAUCGUUUGGAUGGUGGGAUUCGUCGGAGUGAUUUUUGGAUUCAAUUAUUUAGUGAAGAGAGUGUUUAAAACUAAAGAAAUCGAACAGUAUUGGCUGCCGAAGGUGGAGAGAAUUAAAUAUAAUUGA